Paramuricea clavata is the source of this 255-nucleotide messenger RNA. The record is from the annotation of a GenBank genome assembly. Lineage: Eukaryota; Metazoa; Cnidaria; Anthozoa; Malacalcyonacea; Plexauridae.
AUGAUUGAAGAAAUUGACAACGAGGGCUUAGAAUACGCACCAGACGAAAGCAUCGGAUUUUUAAAGAUUAUCUGCAAGAAACACGCAAUAAACUUUGAUAAAUUUGUAAACAACAUGUUGGAUUGGAUAGACGAGAAACACCAAAAGAAAAAUUGCUUAUACUUCUACGGGCCAAGCAAUGCAAUGAAAAGUAUGAUAGCGAACAGUAUAAAAAAAUGCGGUUCCAGUCGUAGGGCAAGCAGUGACGAGUUCUGA